Messenger RNA from Myiozetetes cayanensis, 4156 nucleotides. It is a transcript of the gene SLF1, whose product is annotated as SMC5-SMC6 complex localization factor 1. The transcript is spliced from 16 exons. NCBI's taxonomy places the organism in Eukaryota, Metazoa, Chordata, Aves, Passeriformes, Tyrannidae. The record is from RefSeq and is a predicted model, not a curated record. Gene Ontology annotation, biological process: positive regulation of double-strand break repair. The coding region runs from base 1209 to 3665 and encodes 818 amino acids. Gene Ontology annotation, molecular function: protein binding.
AGCAGCAGCCAGAAACGGAUAAUCCAAAUAACUGGAUUUAAAAAAAACGAGAAAAAGGCCCUGCUCAAAUGUCUGUUUAAACUGAACUGUGUAUUUAUAGAUAGUAAGGUAUUGUUCACUAAAGUACAAAAAAGAGGGUUAGAGCAGAAAGCAGAAAUGCAAGUCUUAAAAGAAAUGACUGUUCUUUAGUUUAGUUGUGUAUAAAUAGCCAAGGAAUUUAAACUCUUUCCAGUGAUACAAGUGUGUUGUUUUGUUUUUGUUUCGUUAGAAAUACAGAAAUUGUACACAUCUUGUAGCAAAAAAGCUGUGCAAGAGUGAAAAGGUCUUAGCUGCCUGCGCUGCUGUGUCUUCUGUAGGUAGUGUUUCAAUACAGGAGCAGGAUACUAACCACUGCUCUUGACCUGAACCUGUAAGAAGAGAGAGACAGAGAAAAGGGGAAGAUCAUUACAUACUGUAUCAAAAGAAUACAUGCAGAAGAUGAAAGAGGAGAGGCGGAGGAGGUGGAGCCAAGGGAUGAGAGAAAAGGAUGUGAAAAGAAGAAAGGGGAAAGAAAAAAGUCUAAAACUGUGUCCCCCGAAUAUUGAUAUUCACUACGCUAGCAGUGCAAGUAAUUUUGAGAAUAUAUAAGAAAAAGAGCUUACAUGCUAAAACUUUAACUCUUCUUUUAAGUCUUUGGUAGUAAAAUAUUUCUUCAUUUUAGUACAUUUGUGUAAGUGUCAAAUGGAAUUAAAAAUAAAGUGUUUGCCAAGGUUCUGUGGAAUUCAUAAGAACAAAAUCUGGGAAGCUGAAAAGAUGUAUUUGGAGAUUUUUGAGGGGAUAGACAAUUAUUUUAUCUAGCAAGGGUAAAAAACCACUUUCUCGUUAAAAGAAAACAGAAUGAUCAUUUUCAGUGGCAUUGUGAGAUUUUUGAUUCUAAAGUCUGAAGUGGAGAACUCUUGUAACAGGAAGAAGUUUUAAAAUGGUACUUAUAAUUUCAGCUUUUAUUUGCACAAGAAAGGUUUAAGUUAAUUUUAUAUUAGUUCUUCAGCUGAUUGCCAUUUGUCUGCACAAAAAAAAUCUCUUGUGGUUGACAGUUCAUUUGCUUUUUAGGAAAGUGGGUACUAACUAAGGAGUACAUAAUUAAUAGUGCUGAAAGUGGCAGAUGGCUUGAUGAAACAACGUACGAAUGGGGAUAUGAAAUUGAAAAAGACACCCAUUAUUCACCUCAAAUGCAAUCUGCACCUAAAAGGUGGCGCGAAGAACUGACAUUCUCUAGUGCUCCAGGGGCCUUCCACAGAUGGAAAGUUGUCCUCCCUGUUAAGGAAGGUGAUAAACGAAUGGCAUCUAUUAGAAGAGUUCUUCAAGCUGGAAAGGCAACCAUAUGUUCAUCUCAUAAUGCAGAGCACAGUAUAACUCAUGUAUUCAUCGAUAAUAACGUUUUUCCUAUACAAAACAAAAAAUGUCUCUCGGAAGCUCGGCACUACCCUUUGCAAUAUCUAGGACGUUACCUCUUUGAGAAUGAAAUACAAAAUACUGAAGAUAUCCAAAUCAACUAUGAAGAUAUCCAAAUGAACUAUCCAAAUGAACCAGACCAAGCCGUCUCUAAAGUGCAACUUACUAGAAUGAAAAAUGCCAUUAUAAAACAUAUGUAUUUUGCGGCGACUGUUAUCCACAGGUUUGCUCAAACAGACCAGCUGAACAAAUGCAAUCCACAGGUUAAAAGUACUAAUUUGUCCAGAGGCAGUUGGUAUAUACUUCAAGGAUUAGUGGAAGAGCAUUUAUUUCCUGAUGUAAUCACAGAACUUGCUGCUGGUCAGAAGUACCGUAUACCUCCCGUGCAACUUCUUCAUUCUCUUCUAGAGUAUUUCGUAUUGGGAAAUAAUGAUGCAAUAUUUUUUGCCAAACUUUGUCACGUUUUGUACCUUAUUCUCCAACGUGAUCCUCCCUGGAAGUCCCUGUCUAUGUUAAAGUAUUACUUGGAUCUUCUUCAGUGUCCUAUCUGUAAGAAAGGUACAUGGUCUUUGAUAGAGAUGCUUGUAAGGUCUUGCCUUUAUGGCAAAACUGUUUGUCAUGUGGAACCAGUUUCAGGGAGAGAAGAUGAACAGAAGAUAGUUCACAAAACAUUAUUGAAGUUUUUCUUUGAUUUAGUAAAUGCUGAAGUAGAGUUUCUGAAAAAAAGUUUGGUUGAAGGGAUCAAUUCACAGCAUCAGCAAGUCAUGCCACAGACAGUUCUUUUGAAGACAUUUUGGCUGGGAAAUGGAACCUCAGUGCUUUUUACCAAACACAUAAAUAUUCUAGCAGAUUGGGUCAUACUUUCCUACAGAGAAUUGAACAGAAAAAAUGAUGCUUUCAGAUGUGAAAUUGCUGGUCUAUUAAAUGCAAUUCUUGGAACUGUAGUGGAGUAUUGGAUCAUCUCAGGUUUUCUUAUGGACAGAAACGUGUUUCAUCAAAUAGCUGAUGAUCUGGCACAGUACCUUGCCAUUUCGUGUGAUGAUUUUUCUAUAUGUGAAUUAAAAAUGUUUAUUUGUGCCAUACCAUCCCUCUGGCUUCAAAUGUUUGUUGCGGAAGCAAUUUUAAAACACAUGUGUUUACAGAGGAAUAUAGCUGUUCCUACAGAACCUCUUUCUCUUCAGAAAAUAGUCUGUUCCUAUUUGCCUGCUUUGAGAGAGAUAGCAUUGCAUGAGACAAAGAUACACAAAGCAAAGAAAAAGAAAAUAGGGCAACAGCCAUGCCCUGAGUCUCAAAGGGCAUUACAGAUGCUAAAUGGCGAUAAGCAGAACCAAGUCAAAGUGCUGCCUGAUCUACCAGACCUAACCUUUAAUAAGCUUACAGCAAAACCAGAAGUUCAGACUGCACACACCAAGGAGAAUUGUUAUCUUUUGGCUGAAGAGGUAUACAAGAGAAAUAUUAAAGGAGAGACAGCCCUGCAUAAAGCUUGCAUAAGUAACAACGUGGAGAGAUUGAUUCAGCUUCUCUCUUUCCCUGGAACAGACAUUAAUGUUAAAGACUAUGCUGGCUGGACGCCUUUGCAUGAAGCCUGUAACCAUGGCAGCACAGUGUGUGUCCGUGAAAUUUUGCAGCGUUGUCCAGAGGUAGACCUGCUCAGUCAAGUGGAUGGGGUGACUCCUUUGCAUGAUGCACUGUCAAAUGGACAUGUAGAAAUUGGCAAGCUCCUACUUCAGCAUGGGGGACCAAUCCUUCUACAGCAGAGAAACUCCAAUGGAAAACUGCCACUGGAUUGUGUUGAGUCAGUAGCAUUAAAGGAAGAACUUUUGAAUCUUGUUCACCCAGAAGAGAGCAUUGAAAGCUUUUAUGAAUGGAUGGAACAAGAGUUUUGCAGUCAGCAGAGAGAACUGUGUUUGAUUUUAUUUAAUAAGCUGCUGCUGAAUUUUUGCUCAGUUUAUAAUCUCUCUUCACCCUUGACUCUAACUCUCAGAGAGGUAGCUUGUUCAAAUGUACUUCCAGUAAUGGCCUAUGAUAACUCCAAGAUGAAAAACACAUUUUCUGAAGAUUGGUUAGUAAAUACAUAUUUUAAAGAGCUAGAAACUUUUCAAAAGCUACCACAAUUUCUUCAAGAAAUAUCUGCAAACAUGUUUUUAUUCCCUGGAGAACAGAUGAAAGUCUUGUUAGCAACUCUGGAAACUAUGGUAGAAGCAUAUCAGCUCUUAAAUCUUUCUAGCAGUUAACUUCUAAACAAGACACAUUGGCUGAAUCUUGAUUGUUAACCCUUGGUAUUGGCCUAGCUUUUUUUCUGGCAACUGAAGAAGUACAAAUUUAAUAACCCUACACAAGAUCUACAUGUUGCAAUCUCCCACAUUGUUACUAUUUUCCUUUAACAGAUCCUGGAAUUCAGAAACAAUGCUUCUGCGCAGUUUUCUGGCAAAAUAUUUCCAGUACUUGCCUCACAGAUCUAGAUGUCUGUGAUAUUCUUAGGAGGGUGCUAUAUCGUUUGCAAUAAGCUAAACUUUUCUGUCUUGAAAGUGUUUGCUACCUGUCUUGUGCCAUAGAUCACUUUGGUUCUCAGAAGUAGUGACCCUAAAUUUAAACCUCAUAGCUGAUUGUUUCAAUACUUGAGAAAGGCUUGUGCCUACAUAUUUUAAUAUCCUUUAAUAAAGCUAAUAUUAUAAAUAUCUGUCAUGAAAUAAAAACACGUGGAAUAGCAAAUUUUGCUCAUCAA